Brassica rapa (field mustard) is the source of this 3305-nucleotide messenger RNA. RefSeq lists its product as uncharacterized. Lineage: Eukaryota; Viridiplantae; Streptophyta; Magnoliopsida; Brassicales; Brassicaceae. The record is from RefSeq and is a predicted model, not a curated record.
UAUAUAUAUCCACAUAUAAACAUAAUAAAAGUACAAAAAACUAGGCCCGCUUAAUCUCCGCUUAAUCCCCCAUUUUUUGGUAACUUGCUAGGCCCGGAAUUGCCGCCUGACUAGCGCCUAGCGUAGUUUCAAACAGGGGUAAAAAUAUAAAACUUUUAGAGAAUUUCUACUCCAUACACACCAAAUAUCCCCUAUUUGCACUCCAUACCCUAUAUCCCUCCAAUUUUCUUCCCCCCAUCAUUAUCAUUUUUCCCCAUUUAUAUGGUAUCCCACCCUUUUAAAUAUAUUGAGCUAAUUUGCUCAAACUUUUAUAUCGGAUUUACAUGACUAAUAUAUAAGAGAUUUGAAUUAAUCCAAUUAUUAUCAAUUGGUUUUAAAUGUAAAACCAUGAUAAAUUCUGACUUGAUCCCAGUAAAUUUAAACAUUGGAAUGACCCUAGUUUAUCCAUGUUUAUAGUUUGUAUAUGUAUUAAUGUAAUUAUAUAAAACAUGCCAUACAUUGAAUAAGAGAAAAUGAUAUUAAAAAUUGGUAUAUAAAAUUAGUACAAAAUAAACUUCUAAAUCUGUUUCAUAUUUAUGAUUUAUACAUACAUAAAACUAAUAGUAAAACUAAAAUGAAUAAAGUAGUGUUAUCAAAUUAGAUUAUUUUUUAUUCUACAAUUAUUUAAGUUGAUAUUUAUAUAUAUAUAUAUGUAUAUAAUUUUGAUGUGAAAAUUAUCAGUUAAUUUUUUAUUUAUUUGAAUUGGAUUCCCGAUUUCUGAAAAUCGGUUAUGUCUAAAGAGAAACAAUUGUCAGUCGAAACAGCUUGAGAGAGAGGGAGAGAUAAACGGGGGGGGGGGGGAUGCUAGAGAGAAAAUUUUGGUAAUUUUCAAAAUUCAAAUCCUAAGGAUAAAAACUAAUCAAUGAUUUUUUUUAUAACCAAUAUUUUAUUGAUAUUUACUUGAGUGUAUAUAAUUCUCAUUUAGAGGAUUAGUAAUCACUGUUGGUACAAAAUUAAAUUUUUAUUUGGAAUAUUAGAUUUUGCUAACGUAUCAGCCACUUGUUUUGCGUUUCUUCCCACCCAAGAUAAUGUACAUUCUUCAAAAACUUUAGCAUCCACCAUCUUAUCUCUCUAAUCCAAUUGUAGGCUCCAAAAUGUGGCUCUUGAUCAAUGAUUAUAAGUGAAAAACAAAGAAGGUGUUUUUAAUGCAAAAUACAAAAUAUUUAGCUUGGGCUUGUUGGGCUCAUAAUGAUCGUUAGCCCAUUUAUACUCUCCUUCUCCGAGAUAUUUUCCCGCCAAAAUGAAUUGGGGAAUUAGGGCUCUUUUUAGUGCCGUGAAAUGUUUGAGAGGAGAGCAAAACCUGUAAAAAGAGUGAGAGAGAGGAGAGAGCUUUGUUAUCCACCAAAGACGACGGAACCUUGCUGCCCACAGUACUCCCUGCUCCGACGUCGACCUCUUAAACAGAGAGGUGAAAGUCGUCUUGUGCUUAUACUUUAUUUGUCUGAUGAUGGAUAUCACUUCGAAAAGGAAAGCUGUUGCAGAGACGUUGAUGAAAGGGACCGGUACUGCAGCAUUUUAUUCUGCUUCUGAUGAAGCUGUUCACUCCCCUCGUUUGAGUUGUGCUGUGAGCGUUGGCGACAAGAGAAAGAGGAACGAGCUUGGUGGGUCUAAUGAUGACGGUGCUGGUCUCAAGUUUAACGACUUUGAGAAGCUGCGGAAAGAAGUAAACUUUUUGGCUGCGCAGACUUGGGCUAUGUAUGAUAAUGUGGAUGGGAUGCCUAGGUUGUAUGCCCGGAUCAGGAAAGUUGCAGCUCCUUCCUUUGAGUUGAGGAUCACGAACUUAGAGCCAGAUCCAGAUGAUGAGAGAGAGAUACUAUGGUUUGAACAAGACUUGCCUGUUUCUGCUGGUCAGUUCAGGCUUGGGAAAAAUGAGGACAUGAAAGACAUUUCGAUUUUCUCACAUGUUAUACACUGCAAGGAAGGAGGCAACACUGGUCAUAUCACUGUUUCCCCAAGAAAAGGAGAGACCUGGGCGUUAUUCAAGAACUGGGAUAUCAACUGGUCUUCAGAACCUGAUUCUCACCGCAGAUAUGAGUAUGACAUUGUGGAGAUCUUGUCUGAUCACGCUGAUGGAACUGGUGUGUCUGUUACCUUCUUGCAUAAAGCAAAAGGCUUUGCAAGUGUCUUCUUUCGAAUGGGAACUGGUGUUGCAGACAUGUUUCGCAUGCCAACUGGUGAUGCAGACACAUUUCGAAUGGAAACUGGUGAUGCAGACACAUCUCAGAUUCCGCCUCAGGAUAUAUAUCAGUUCUCCCACAUGAUCCCUUCCUUCAAAAUGACAGGCUUUGAAGCAAAAGGCUUACCGAAAGAUGCUUAUGAGUUGGACCAAGCUGCGUUACCUGAAAAAGUUGAAGAGAAAGACGUCCCUUCCCAUCUAAUCCCAAGGCCUAAACCAGAAGCUCUGUGCUUUCCGAGUAAGCAUACGGGAAAGGUUUUUCAAACUGGUCAGUUCUGGGCAUUUGGUGGAGAUUACGAUUUCACGCCUCGGUUCUACGGUAGGAUUCAGAAGAUCAUACUAACUCAGGCAUUCGAUGAGGCAGCAGAGUUAAAGAUUCAUGUAUCUCGUUUAAAGGCUACUUCGUUCCCUGAGAAUGUCAUCAAGUGGAAGGACAAGAGAAUGCCUGUUGGUUGUGGAACUUUCUCGGUGCCUAAAAGUUGCUCAAUAUUCUAUCCACAACACCUUACACACCAGAUAUUUCCUCAAACCUCCAUGGAUGGAAAUGAAUUUACCAUUCUCCCCAAGAUUGGCCAAGUGUGGAUGAUUUACAGAGACUGGGUUCCUCACUAUGAUUUGGUAGCACUAGAAGAACACGACUUGGACUUUGAAGUCGUUGAAGUUCUUGAUGACGCCUUGAACUACAAGGUUUUAGCGUUGGAGCGUGCCUUGGGUACUAGUGAAGAGAAAAACUACUUGUUCAGAGCAGCUAAGAGUAGGCCAUCUUAUUGUCAUGAUGAGGAUGGGCCAGGAGUGAUAUUUACAAUCCCACAGUCGAAAAUGCUCAGAUUCUCUCAUCCGCUUCCUGUUUCUCGUGUAACCAAAGAGGUAGAUGGAGAGAUGGAAGUGCUCUUUGAAGUUGAUAAGAAAGCGUUACCUCAUGGCGCAUAAGGAUGUGAGGGAAGGGUUCCGUUUUGUUAGCUUUUUGGUGUUCUUGACUGGAGAUAUAAGAGAGUUUAAACUUAGCCUUUUCUCCAUGGUUGUUCUUUUGUUGGGUUAAAAUCUUGUAUUUCGACAAUGUAGGAAAAGACUUUCUCUAUGUUGUUCGUUA